Messenger RNA from Parus major (Great Tit), 2257 nucleotides. Its product is annotated as rap1 GTPase-GDP dissociation stimulator 1-like. The record is from RefSeq and is a predicted model, not a curated record. The transcript has 11 exons. NCBI's taxonomy places the organism in Eukaryota, Metazoa, Chordata, Aves, Passeriformes, Paridae. Gene Ontology annotation, molecular function: protein binding; guanyl-nucleotide exchange factor activity. Gene Ontology annotation, cellular component: cytosol. Gene Ontology annotation, biological process: positive regulation of GTPase activity. Bases 317 to 1627 code for a protein of 436 amino acids.
CACAUGCUGCAAUUCAAGCAGAUGACUGUGCCCAUAUAUUCAGACUCAGACAGCCUUUAAGAACCUUGUUAAACCAGAGAAGCUUGGAUCCCACAGAUACCCACUCAGAACCCUGAGAAACAAAGGAGCACGUGAAUAAAGCAGCUGCAAACCUACGGCAGGUAUUGCUAACACUCUUAUCAUUGCAGAGCAGAGAUCCUUCCACCUACUCAGAGGGAGUGGGAUCUUCCCAACUUUGGCAAAAAUCCUGAAGGGCAAUCCACCAUGUGCAGUGAGAGCUGCCCACGUGCUUUCAGAGAUAGCCAAAAAUGAGGAAAUGAAGAAACCAUGUAUUGAAGCAGAUUUGGUUCCAACACUGAUACCUUUGCUGGAGAGCACAGACCAAGAAAUGCUGCUUCACGCUGGGAGGGCCAUUGGCCGUAUCUGUUACGAUAAUCGUGGCCUUCAGGAAGAGCUGGUGAAGGUUGGAGUAAUCCCAUCGCUGGUCCGGAUAUUAACUGACUAUGCAGAGAGUGAACCACUUGUCCACGUUGCUCUAUUGGCCUUGUUCAACCUGGCAGACCUUGAUUCAGCCAAGGAAGCUCUAAGCAUGACAAAAGUUGCUGAACAGCUGGUGAAACAACUGAGGAGAGCAGAGAGCCAUGAGAGGUUAGAAAUGGUCUUUGAGGUCCUGCAAGCACUUGCAGAAAAUGAUGCUCUGAAAGUGCAGUUGGUGGAUGCAGGUGUGCCAGAGGUGCUGUCUGAGAUCCUGCUGAGGCUCCAAGGCAGUUCACAAGCUGAAGAUACAUGCAUUGUCAAGGCUGCAUCAGAUCUCAUUGUCUCUCUGCUUCUUGGAGAUGGCAACUGCCUGCGGAUAUUCCAGCUGGGAGUCAUUCACCAGCUCCUGGAUGUCCUGGAGAAGCACGUGCAGAGCGGGGACACCUCUGUUCAACAGGCUGCGCUCAGCGCGCUGCAGAGCCUCGCUGUUCCAGCGGUCAGCAAGGUUCAGAUGCUGGAGAAAGGUGUCGCAGAGCGGAUCGAGGCGCUGCUGAGGUCAGAGAGUCCUCCUGUGCAGUUUAAACUCCUUGGAACAUUGAGGAUGUUAGCAGAUGGUCAAGCUGAUGCAGCUGAAAUCCUGGGCCAAGACCCCCUGCUGCUCCACAGGCUGGUGCAAUGGUGCAGCGUGAGCGACCACAGCGGCGUCUGCGGAGAGGCAAACCGGCUGCUGGCAUCCAUCCUGCACCACAACAGAUCCCAGGAAGUGGUCAAAGCCAUCCAGGCAGCACAAGGAGUGAAGCAUCUCAUUUCCAUGACAACAAGUGAACAUGCUGCCAUGCAGAAUGAGGCUCUGAAUGCCCUGGCAAUAGCAUCUGCCAUCGAUUUAGAAACCCUUGAAGAAUCUUUUAAAGAAUCACAGCUAGUUCAAAGCUUACACAAACUUCUGCAAGAUGAUAACACAAGUCCUGAGGUGAAAUACAAUUCAAUGGGCCUUUUGUGCAGGCUUCUUAAUUCAGGUGAUCUGAGACAAGAGAUAGAAGAGGACAAUAUCAAGGACACCCUUGAGCACCUCUGCAGCCACAGCAAUGCCAGUGUGGUCCAGGAAGCCAUCACAACAUUACAGGUUUUGAGAGGAGAGACACCCCACUAAGCUCCCUUCUCCCAUGUGCCAAACCAGCACUGCUGCUGAGGCAGACACCACCAGCUUUGCAACCCUUGCAUUUGUCAUGCUGCUGCACAACCAACACUGCUGAAGCACAGAUGCAGCUCCUGCUUUGAAAGCUGUGUAUAAAAAACCCCUCAUUAGCACGUCUCCUUGGCCUGAUACUUGCACCACUGCUGCUCUUCACUGAACCACUAACACACAGCAGCAGGAAAAAGACCCUUCAAGCAAAUGGUGUUAAGAAACAUCACAGGAGAAACAUCAGGCAAUUACCACUCAUUACACAUUUUUCAGAGGCUUGGUUUUGUGAGAUUAGGAUACACACUUGCGAUUUUUCUUGUAUCAAUGGGACUUUUAAAUAAUUAUAUAAAAGUCUUAAGCUUUUAUCACACAACCUGAAACACGAGCUAGAUUAAAGCUAUAGCUUAAACAAUUCAAAGGGCUAACUGGCACCAACUCAACAUCUGCACACUGUGGAUCACACUGUGCACCCAACUGUUAGGUGAAACAUGUUAAAACCAAAAUUAUCUUGAAGCUAACUCCCCCUUCAAUCUCCAACUUUAAAGCUCGUCUCUGAAGCUGUACCUGCUCCUGCCACAAGUUAUAUUCCCAAAUAUG